UGGGCAGAUCCAUUAUCGCACGAACACUUAGCAAAAGCGCUGGGCGGCGGUCGUUCCAAAGCCGCACAGGCCACCGCCCGUAGGGUCGAUACAUAAUUGCAUUUCUGAAUUAGACAGCUGCGAACAUGGCGGAUUUGGAGAGUAGUCUCCUGCAGGCGCUUAAUGUCCAAGAAGUGAUUGCUGAUUCGGGCGAGCUGGCCAAAAACCUGGGCGUGGAGCACAUCGUGCUUGUGGGCACAAUACGGAGCUUACAGGCAUCGGAGAUGGUUUUGGCUGAGGACAUUGACCACUUCCGCUACGUGCUGACCGAGGAGGCCCAGGGCUACCUGACGGCUGGUUCCCCCGAGGCCCAGGUGUUCAAUUCGGUUCCCGCUGGGGAGGGGAUCGCCAUGACCGACCUUAAGGCCAAGGUCCCUGGCGAGGCUGGAGAUGUGGGCUUCAAGCAGGCCAUGCAGCAGCGCUGGUUGGCCUUGGAUAAGAGCGGUUCGGGGGAGCCCCGGGUCGUACGGAAAGUCGACUCCAUUGAGGACCGCACCCAGCAGCUGUUGGCUGACGUGGCGAGCGGUCGGGAAAUUCCCAAGACGGAGGCGGACAACCUGGCGAAGAAGCGCAAGCUCAUCAGGCCAGAGCAGUGGAAGACGUACAAGCUGACGAAGGGUCCCAAGUUUGCAUUGGAGCGGAAGAAGCCCGCCACGGACCUGACGUUUGAGAUGCUCGCCAAGAACGCCUGGCGGAAUUUGGAGUUCAAGGAAUACAACUUCAACGCCCUGGGGGCCCCACCGGCCGGAGGGCAGCUCCACCCGCUGCUCAAGGUGCGCAGCCAGUUCCGGAAGAUCUUCACCCAGAUGGGCUUCGAGGAGAUGCCCACAAACCAGUACGUGGAGUCGUCCUUCUGGAACUUCGACGCGUUGUUCCAGCCGCAGCAGCACCCCGCCCGAGAUGCCCACGAUACGUUCUUCCUGAACAAGCCCGCCACCACCCCAUCGGCUCGGGGGGUGGAUCCCGACUACCUGCAACGGGUCAAGUCGGUUCACGAGGUGGGCGGGUACGGCUCCGCGGGGUACGGCUACAGCUGGAAGCUGGCGGAAAGUGAGAAGAACCUGCUGCGGACCCACACCACGGCCGUCUCAUCUCGCAUGCUGCACCGACUGGCCAAUCAGCCGGGGGAAUUCAAACCCGCCAAGUAUUUCUCCAUCGACCGGGUUUUCCGCAACGAGCAAGUGGACCGAACGCAUCUGGCGGAGUUCCACCAAGUAGAAGGUUUGGUGUGCGACCGGGGCCUUACGCUGGGCGACCUGAUCGGGGUGCUCAACCAGUUCUUCAGUCGCCUCGGCUUGAAGAAGCUCCGCUUCAAGCCCGCCUUUAACCCCUACACGGAACCGUCCAUGGAGAUCUUCAGCUACUCGGAGCAGCUGGGCAAGUGGAUGGAGGUAGGCAACAGCGGCAUGUUCCGACCUGAGAUGUUGCGACCCAUGGGUCUGCCGGAGGACGUCAACGUCAUCGCGUGGGGGCUCUCCCUGGAGCGACCGACCAUGAUUCUGUACGGCAUUGACAACAUCCGUGACCUGUUUGGCCACAAGGUCAGCUUGGCAAUGGUCAAGAAGAACCCGAUCUGCCGUCUCGGCCUGUGAGGUGCGCUCUCUGCCG
Messenger RNA from Volvox carteri f. nagariensis, 1647 nucleotides. RefSeq lists its product as uncharacterized. NCBI's taxonomy places the organism in Eukaryota, Viridiplantae, Chlorophyta, Chlorophyceae, Chlamydomonadales, Volvocaceae. The transcript is spliced from 14 exons. Gene Ontology annotation, biological process: phenylalanyl-tRNA aminoacylation. Bases 126 to 1631 code for a protein of 501 amino acids. Gene Ontology annotation, cellular component: cytoplasm; cytosol; phenylalanine-tRNA ligase complex. The record is from RefSeq and is a predicted model, not a curated record. Gene Ontology annotation, molecular function: phenylalanine-tRNA ligase activity; tRNA binding; ATP binding.